Stegodyphus dumicola is the source of this 2646-nucleotide messenger RNA. Its product is annotated as glutamate receptor 4-like. Gene Ontology annotation, cellular component: membrane. The record is from RefSeq and is a predicted model, not a curated record. Gene Ontology annotation, molecular function: ligand-gated monoatomic ion channel activity. NCBI's taxonomy places the organism in Eukaryota, Metazoa, Arthropoda, Arachnida, Araneae, Eresidae.
GUAAACGGACCUGAAGGUGAUAUCCGGCAGAAUAAUGAAAAAUUGUGGACAUUAGCACAGAAUUUUUCCCAUCUCAUCACCAUAGAACCAGUGGUCCAAACAGUUCUUUGGUGGGAUCCUUUGCAAGCAACAAGAGCAGUGUGUGCUCUUGUCAAACAAGAUGUAAGCUCAUUAGUCUUACUGGGCCCACCACAGAUCAAUCCACUUCUAAUAUCCUAUUCCGAUUAUAUGGGACUUCCUUUAACAACUGAAUUCGAUACCAAAGAUACUAUUGGGAAGUUUCAUGUGAGUAUGUUGCCUGAUACUACCCAUGCUGUGGCUGACAUAUUGACUUAUUAUGGCUGGGAGUCUUUUAUCUUCAUUUACGAUUUACAUAACGGAGCUGAUCAGUUGCAGAAAAUCCUUCGUUUUAUGCCUAACUACACCGCAGAUAGAAGCUUUCUGGAGAGCAGAUAAUGCGGAUUCUGCUUUUGGAUAUCUAACAGCUUCGGUACCUUCAAAUUCAGGUAGGAUUCUUUUGGCUACAUCGGAGACACUAGCAGAUGAAUUGGUUGCUAAAUACGUAGCGAGAGGAAGGAAUUUUCAUUUUAUAUUAAUUCGACCGGUCGCUUUAACAGGCCAAAGUCCAAAUGUUGGUUCAUGUAAGCUAACCAAGUUUUCUGUUGUGGAUCCCAUGAAUCCCGCUGUUAAACUUAUUGCAAACCGAUGGAAAACUCUCAUGCCUUAUGGCAGGCAAGAACCGAGAGAUAAAGAACUACCAGAUACUGCAAUUAUAAGUUAUGAUACAAGCAUCGUUCUCUAUAACACCUUUGAUCGCAUAGCAAAAGAAAAACCUGACAGUCUCAUGCCGCAUAAAGGACAAGAGACCGACUGCAUGAAAAUAGAAGGCAAAAUUCUUGAAACUGCGUCUUUCAUUAAAGAAGUAACAGUACAGCAUGCAGCAACUGGAAAAAUUAAAUUUCGUGCAGAUGGUCAGAGAUCUGAUUAUGUGUUGAAUAUUUUGGAAGUUAUGCCAUCUUUUGAAGGUUUAAAAAAGAUAGGAACGUGGUCUGAGAGCUCAAAAUUGCAAUUAACCCAAGAUUCUGGUUCGCCUAUAAGACCUUCCUCUGCAGCUUACCGGGACUCACCACCUCUGCGAGUGACAAGUAUUUUAGUAGAACCUUUUCUAAAAAUUCAUGCGGAUGGGAAGUAUGAAGGAUAUGUCAUAGACCUUUUGGAAGAACUCAUGAAAGUAAUUGGACGAAGUUAUGUUCUUAAUUUAGUGAAGGACGAAGCAUAUGGAGUUCUGUAUGAUGGAAGAUGGAAUGGAAUGAUAGGAGAACUUGUUAGAGGGGAAGCCGACCUGGCUGUGGCACCUCUGACAAAAACUAAAGAACGGGAGACGGCAAUUGACUUCAGCAAAAGUUUUAUGCUGCUAGGACUUAACAUUCUGCUGAAGAAACCCCAAGAAGAAGAGGCGGUAGCUUUCCGACCAUUUUCCUUCCUCACUAUAUGGCCUGUCGAACUAUGGAUGAUAAUUUUACUGGGUGUCGCAGUGUUUGCAGGAACUGGCUAUGGAAUAAGUCGUUUCAUUGGUGCACCGGAUCGAGUCCGAGCCCUCGAAUCAAAAGGAACUGAUAAUUUAUCCCCUUGCGGUAGCGUCUGGUUUACAUGCGGAUCACUUUUAUUCAGAGAUACAGGGAUAUAUCCAAGAAUAUUUACUCACCGAGUAUGGGCUGUGAUUUGGUGGCUUUUCUGCCUCUUUCUGUUGUUCGCUUACGUUUCUUGCUUGUCAGCUGCUCUUAUCCGAGCAAGAACAACAGUAACGACUAUCCACUCGAAGAAGACAUCGCAAGAAAUUUUAAUGGACUCGCUACAAAAGGGUUCUCCAACUAUUGGUACUGUCGCUGCUGGCUCUACAGUGAAGUUUUUCUUGAAUACCGAAAUAGGCAUAUAUCAAGAGUUUGCCCGAUACCUAAAGCAAAAUCCAGAUGUAUUGACCGCCACCUACCGAGAAGGGGUAGAAAGAGUUAGGAAUUCGGGUGGAUAUUAUGCCUACAUCAUGGAAUCCGCCUCUAGCGAAGCUGUAGCAAAUUCUAAGCCUUGUGAUACACUGGUAUCAACAGGUUUUCUAAAUACAAGGGCGUAUGCUGUAGGACUUCCGAAACAGUCUCCUGUCAGGGAUCUCAUAGAUCAUGGUAUUCUGACCCUGACGGAAAGAGGAAUUCUACGGAUGUUGUACGAAAAAUGGUGGUAUAAUGGCAGCACUCUGUGCGAGGAUCCAAAUCGAGAUCUUUUACAGAAAGUUUACAGCAAUUCUAUGACUCUGCAUGAAGUGUCUGGAGUGUUUUACUUAUUUAUAAUACUUUUACUAGUGUCUGUAGCAGCUGCUACAGUUGAAUAUUACGUAAGAACAAGACGAAUUUCAAUGGAAUGAAAGACCAUAUUUUUAUUUAGAACUUUCAGGUUGUAGUAUGACUGUGCUCAUCAUAUGGAACUUCAAAACAGAGUGCAGCAGGCAGAAACUAACACUGUAUAAAACAAAUAUAUUUCAAUAUCACCAGUCAAGUGGUUAAAUAAUGAUUCUGGAUUUUAAUUUGUUGUCACGUUUGUACAUAUAUAUAUGCAAUAAAAAAUUAUUUUUGAAAAGUUUAAUGGAAAAAAAAA